UUUUUUUUUCUACUUCCCCCCCUUAUCGAGUACAACGGUCUGAAACGGCAUUGCCCUUUUUUCGUUCAACCCGGGAAAUCUCUCAUACUGUGCUGCGGCUUCCCUAUCAGCAUUUCACCCAAGGUCCACUCCAUUCCGAUAAUCCACUGGGGGACCGGCCCUCGCAAGGUACCAUCGAGUCAACUAUCCAUACCGAAUUGUCAAUAGUUCCGUCUCGUGGAUGAGACGAGUCUCACCGCCAUCCAUGACUCAAAGCACCGCUCACACCCUCCAUCCCUCUCCCUUCUCCUCCUCUCAUCAUCACCAACACCGCCGCACUCCGUCUAAUGGUUCCAAGUUGAGAGCUGUCCGGCCCGCUCUACAUCGACGAGGCACAACAAAUUACUCUAUUCACAAGCUGGGUUCCGGUCAGGCAAAGCAAUCGGUCAGUGUUGACGACGAUUGCGAGUCGGAAAUGGCGGCCAGCUUUCUCAAUUUCUGCGCCAUGUGCGAGAGACAGAUUACUGUACCGGACAAUUCUCUUCUGUACUGUAGUGAACGCUGCCGCCGCAAAGACUCUUGCAAACCAUUGUCGGCUUCUUGCCCCUCUACUGCCUCCAUGCCUCUCUCUACCUCGCCUCCGACCUCUCCUCCCAUGUCGCCGCGGGCCAUCGUGGCUCCCAUGACACCCACCCGCAAGCCCAGUGCUGUCAUCCGGAUACCCGGCGAACACCACGAUGCCAAGACAGAUCUUGAUCCAAGUGAAUGGAAGCCGGUAAUACCAACGGGCUCGGUGCCCAAUGGUCUCAGCACCUUGGCGACAUCCGAAGCUUGGAAUUACCUGUCUCAGUUCCACGAUGAGCCUAUGGCGCCCACGCGUCGACCUCGUGCCAUCCACCGCACUUCGACGACUAGCUUGUCCGCGUUGAGUGCACCGAGUAUGUCCGGGAUCGCUCUGCCGGCGUUGACCAGUACUCCGUCCACGGUCGCUUCGUCCUUUAGUAGCAACGCGUCAGAGGGAUUGUUGCACGAGCCGAUUCAUCAUCGUCCGUUGCCACCUCGCCAUAGCAGCUCCAGUGUUACCAAGGGUGUGCAGCUUGUGGUACCCCAUGUGAAGACUUCGGCCGAGGAUGUCACGGCGCCUGACAUGUCGGAUCACGGGUCGAUCUUCCCCGCCAGUAGUUCCAUCUGGAAUGGAUCCGACAAGACUCUGACAAGAGCUUGAUUUCUCUUAUGUUUACUAUCUUUAUUUGUUUCACGAGCCGGAUGGACACACGGAUGAGGAUAUCACGAUUGACUGAUGACUUGACGGGCAUGUUUUUUUUUUUUUUUUUUUUU
Aspergillus ruber CBS 135680 is the source of this 1317-nucleotide messenger RNA. RefSeq lists its product as uncharacterized. Lineage: Eukaryota; Fungi; Ascomycota; Eurotiomycetes; Eurotiales; Aspergillaceae. The coding region runs from base 245 to 1204 and encodes 319 amino acids. The record is from RefSeq and is a predicted model, not a curated record. The transcript is spliced from 3 exons.